Capsaspora owczarzaki ATCC 30864 is the source of this 828-nucleotide messenger RNA. RefSeq lists its product as hypothetical. Gene Ontology annotation, biological process: protein phosphorylation. Bases 1 to 828 code for a protein of 275 amino acids. Gene Ontology annotation, molecular function: protein kinase activity; ATP binding. The record is from RefSeq and is a predicted model, not a curated record. The transcript has a single exon. Lineage: Eukaryota; Filasterea; Ministeriida; Capsasporidae.
AUGAGAAAGCCUGAAUUGAAACUUCGUUUAAGUCUGUACCAAAAGCCAAUGGAAGAGGAUGCAUAUAACAGUCAGAGCAAAGAGUCUGCCGAAUCCAAGCAAGGCUCUGCCGAAUUCAAGUCGGAACUGCACUCGUUGGCGAAAUUCCGCCACCCGAAUGUUGUUGCUAUUCUGUCGUAUGCGGAAGACGGUGCCGAGCGAUGCCUGGUCUACGAGUUCAUGCCCAAUGGCUCUGUUCGCGAUCGCUUGAAUCGCAAAAACAACACUCCUGCACUGACCUGGUCCCAGCGUCAUCGCAUUGCGGCUGAUGUUGCCCGUGGCAUGCACUACAUCCAGGGAGCCUUCUCUGACAAGCCACUGUUUCACUUCGACCUGAAGACCGACAACGUGCUGCUGGACGCGCAUUUCAACGCGAAAGUGUCUGAUUUUGGUCUCUUCCGCGCCGCCCAACACCUCGAUGAGAAGGGCUGCAUUUGCACCCAGCUCGUGCAAGGCGGAGCUCACCAGAUCGUGCAAGGCGCAGCUCCUUACAUGUGUCCGGAGUUCUUUGAGGAAGGCCGCAUGACCAACAAGACGGCUGUCCACGCGUUUGGCAUGAUUCUGCUGGAACUGCUGACUGCAGAAAAACCCAGCACCAAGCUGAAGUCAAAGGCGCGCAAAGCGGUGACAAACCAAGCCAUCGCUGGCAUACUGGACUCAACACUCAGGCCAACCGAAGCUGAACACCAGGACAUGAGUGAAAUGGGCUCUCUUGCACUUGACUGUCUUGCCGAUGAAAGUGACGAACGUCCGUUCUUUGGUAGCAUCCUCACUUUGUUGGAUUCUUGA